GAGAGAGAGGGAGAGAGAGAGAUAAAUUGCAAGCAUCCACGUUGGAGCAGCCUUAUUCAACAGGUCUAGCCAUGGAGUUCAAAGGAGUGUGUGUGCUGCUGGGAGUACUACUACUGGUGAACUGCUCACUUCAGCAGACUCCACCAAAGAAGAAGACAGUGAGAAAAGAUACAACAGCACAGGAUGCUGCAAUUGUAAACCUACAGAAACAGAUCGAUGACAUUGUCCAGGAGCUCAACCUCCUGAAGGAACAACAAGCUCUGCAGACAGUCUGUUUGAAAGGCAUAAAGAUCCAUGGCAAGUGUUACUUGGCCGAACCUCUGAGAAAACGCUAUCACACUGCCAGUGAAGACUGUAACAACCUGGGCGGUGUCCUCGGUACGCCCACAUCCAGCGAUGAGAACGACCAGCUCAGAGACUACAUCCGCCAGAGCAUCGGCCCAGAUGGGCAGGUCUGGUUGGGCUUCAACGACAUGGUGACUGAGGGCACCUGGGUGGACCAGACCAGCUCCAGCAUUACAUAUAAAAACUGGGACACAUCCAACAGCCGGUCCCCUCAGCCAGAUGGCCGCCAGUCCCAGAACUGUGCCGUCUUGUCCGUGGCCUCCCGCGGGAAGUGGUCUGACGAGAACUGUCGUGAGGAGAAGCCCUCCAUCUGCCAGUUCAACAUUGUUUGAUCAUAUUUAUCUCAUCAUAGAUUGCGCAUGGUUUUAGCUGCUUUUACAGUGUACUCUUGCUGCAGUGCCUUUUAAGUUUUAAGCCAGUGGUUCUCAGCUGGGACUAAAUUCUGCUAGAAGUCACAGUCAGUUGCAUUACAAGACAGUGACAUGUAAAGCUGUUAUUUUUGACUAAAGUGAUCUGGUGAUAUGUCAUUUGCAGCAUUCCUUGUGGUCAGAAUAAAACCAGAAUGCUCACAGUUCAGUCUAAACUAGAGAUUAUGGGACAUUGUCUCCUCCAAAGGAAUCAAUGAUUUCUGCCAUCAUUUUAAAGAUUUUAGUACAUAUAUAAAUACAACACAAUACAAUUAUAAUUUUCCAAAUAUAUAUAUAUAUAUCUAGUAUGUACCAGUACUCCUGCAACAAAAUUAGUGUGUAGGUGCUGGCACCUUUCACAAAUGUAAAAACUGGGUGUAACUUCUUUCCACACCUCUAUUACAGUACUUCCAUGACUCACUGGUUGAGAACCACUGGUUUAAAUUCAGGCAGCCCUUCACAACUACUGUAUUUUAACGACAAGACUCGCAUGGAGCCAGAAUAAUAUAAAAAAAUAACUCAAUCUUUAACCACAUUCUUUUGAUAGAUUGUUUCAGUUUGCUAGUAUUUCAGUCUCCUAUAAUGUCUAGCCUAAUGUAACCUGAAAAAUCACCAUCAAUAAACUAUGAAAACUCA
Dicentrarchus labrax (European seabass) is the source of this 1388-nucleotide messenger RNA. RefSeq names its product tetranectin-like. The record is from RefSeq and is a predicted model, not a curated record. Lineage: Eukaryota; Metazoa; Chordata; Actinopteri; Moronidae. The transcript has 3 exons. The coding region runs from base 72 to 677 and encodes 201 amino acids.